AUGAAACUGCGCCGUCUUCCUGGCCAACUCCCAGGUACAACUAUGUUUAUGUCCCGUGGACCACCGACGGGGCUUCCAACAUCGGCCUGGGGUUUGCAAAUUUUGAGACUCCAACGGCAUGCCAGGAGUACAUGGCAGCCAUCACUCGGCGCCUUGCCUUGGCGAAGCUUGCGGAGUGCCACGUUAGAUCUAUCGGGCGCGCAGCUAUCCAGGGUCGUG
Molecule: messenger RNA, 219 nt
Organism: Symbiodinium necroappetens
Lineage: Eukaryota; Dinophyceae; Suessiales; Symbiodiniaceae
Source: the annotation of a GenBank genome assembly